Molecule: messenger RNA, 2352 nt
Organism: Blumeria graminis f. sp. triticale
Lineage: Eukaryota; Fungi; Ascomycota; Leotiomycetes; Helotiales; Erysiphaceae
Source: the annotation of a GenBank genome assembly
AUGAGCAAUAGACAACAUGCUACGUCCGGUCGUGCAAGUUCCAUUAGCCCCCUGGCUACUGGCGGGCUCGUGAGAUAUACUCUUCUCGGCCUUUCUCAGGCUACUCGUGUCGUCGCCGCGCCUGUGGUAAAGUACUUCAACCUAACAAAGAAAGAUCAACUUGGUGAAGGUGAACUAAAUCUAUGGAUCUAUUUAACUACGGCUACCUUUCUUGUCUUACUCGGUGGUGCCUUUGCUGGAUUAACCAUUGCGCUUAUGGGACAGGAUGGCGUUUACCUUCAAGUAAUAGCAACUUCAGGUGAAGGAAAAGAGCAGAGACAUGCCCAAUCUGUCUACAAUCUCCUUCGUAAAGGAAAGCAUUGGGUCCUGGUCACUCUUCUCCUUAGCAAUGUAAUCGUCAACGAAUCUCUUCCUAUCGUCCUUGAUCGCUCUCUGGGAGGAGGGUGGCCAGCCGUCCUCGGAAGCACCGUAUUAAUUGUUAUUUUUGGCGAAGUAAUACCCCAAUCAGUAUGCGUUCGAUACGGGCUCUCAAUCGGCUCCUAUAUGGCACCCUGCGUUCUAGGACUGAUGUGGAUUAUGGCACCCAUCGCUUGGCCAAUUGCUAAACUUCUAGAUAAAUUAUUGGGAGAAGAUCACGGUACAGUGUACAAAAAGUCAGGGUUAAAAACACUUGUUACUUUACACAAGACACUUGGAACCAGCCCAACUGAGAGAUUAAACCAAGAUGAAGUAACAAUUAUCAGUGCCGUCCUUGACCUCAAGGAUAAAGCUGUUGGUGAUAUAAUGACGCCCAUUGAAGAUGUUUUCACCAUGUCAGAAGACACUAUCCUAGAUGAAGAUACAAUGAAUAUAAUCUUAAGUGCCGGGUAUUCUCGUAUUCCAAUCUUCGAGCCUGGAAAUCCUCAGAACUUUGUAGGAAUGCUUCUUGUCAAAAUUUUAAUUACAUACGAUCCAGAAGAUUGCAAAAAGGUUAGUGAGUUUGCCUUGGCUACACUGCCGGAAACGAGACCAGAGACUAGUUGCUUGGACAUCGUCAAUUUUUUCCAAGAGGGAAAGUCUCACAUGGUUCUGGUAUCUGAGUAUCCUGCCGAGAACUAUGGUGCAAUCGGUGUUGUCACGCUAGAGGAUGUAAUUGAAGAAUUGAUCGGCGAGGAGAUAAUUGACGAGUCAGACGUUUACAUUGAUGUGCACAAGGCUAUUAGGCGACUUGCACCGGCUCCAAAGGCACGCGUACAGAAGACCCAAACGGUUGUGAACUUAGACGAGAAUACUGAAAACGUGUCUGAUGAUUGUCUCGCUGACUUUUCAGAGAAUAACAUCGGGGGACAAAUUUACUUCCAAGGUGACCCUGUUCCAAAUGACAGUAUCACUAUAUCGGCUCCACUCGGUACCAGUCCAAAGACAACUUUCCUGCGUAAAAGCAUCGGUGGAAUUGCUGGAGAUGGGCCCAUCACUAUCAGAGGCAACGCCUCGGACAUGCGUGAUCAGCUGAAACAUUUAGGACCAUCCAAUCUUGCAAGUCGUCCAAAAACUACAAGGUAUGCAGCUGUUAAAAUAAAGAGCGGCUCAGCACAAGUCCGAGCAAAUUCCCGGGUUGGUGAUUUAAGUAUACAGAACGACUCAUUACUUAUGGGACCAAGUGAUAAUAGUCCAAGUGAAAUGCGACUUUCACCUCCAAAACCAACGCCUGGAAACUUCUCCAAUAUAAAUGCAGAUCAACAAAACCUUCUCAACGGCACACCUAGAGGAGAAGACGAUGCAUUAAUCCCAUCUUUGCGACCCGGAUUUGGUACAUUUUAUCAAAAUAAGAAUAACUCCAAUCCCCUACCAGUUCUCGAAAGAGCUUUGACAACAAUUUAUCCCAAUGUAAACCUUCAGGAAUUCAGGCAAAUCUCCACAAACUCGUUGUCUGGCCGUACGAGUGAAAGUAGCAGCGCAAGCUCCGAAAAUUUAAUAUCAACACAGUCAAGAGGUAGUAGCCCCAAACGCAUAAUUCGUCGUAACAAAAGGACGGCACGGAGCGGGAGCAUAACUGAGAAUAUAAUUGAGGCUGGUGGGAUUCGAAAGGUCAUCUUAGAGACUAAUAGCUCAGGAGAAGACUUUGAACACAACAGAAAUAUGAACUAUAAUCGAAAGGUAAAUGAUAAUCAUAAUAACAUUGCAAACAGCAACCUUAAUAUAACUCGCAACUCUCAAAUAUCACCGAGUUCGUAUGUUCCAGAGAAAAAAAACGUUACAACUACCGCUGAGAACUCAAACACACAAGUUUCAUCGAAAAAUGAUGAGAGUAAAAAAAAGCGUCGUAAAAAUCGAAAAAGAAAACUCAAAAGCAAAGAGGAUCGUACAAUUUGA